AUGCCUCUCAAACCUUCGAACUCCACCUGCGUCAUUCUCGACCUACUGCGACCUCGAUCAUGCGACUGUCUACGUUCUCAACGCUUAAACCGCAGAAUUUCUCGACACUCCCGUAGUGUUGCUACUGUGGCUCCUCAACUCUCUGAAAUGGAAGUAGAUGCCGAGACUCCUCCGCGUUGGUCUCAAACUCCUCCUGCCAUGAAAGCGCCGGUUCGAGCCCAACCUCCCAAGCAGAUGAAUCCUUUCAAGGUCCAUUCCGAUCAACGGAAGCUCGAUGAUGUAUACAUCAAGUUUUUGGGACGAGGAGGAGAUAAGAUGCUAUCGGAAGAGACCAAAUGGCUUGCUGUUACCAACAAGAGUUUCGAUCACGGUCGUAGAGGGUUCAAUGAUCGGCUAGCAUUUUUUGGAAAACGGAUACUCGAGCUGCAAUGUUCACUGGGUCUUCUCAGUGUCUCGGAUUCUACACCCUAUCUGAAGGACAAGGACCGGGAUCCUCAUGGCCGGCAGCCGUUUCGACAUCCAGCGACCGAAUCGGUAGAAUGUCUUUUGGGUGGUGCACAUGAUUGGUUCGUACACCAUAAACAGCUUGCCAAUCUUGCAGGACAAUAUGGACUACCAGAAGUUGUGCGGUGGCAUCCCAAAGAUCCCGAACGUUUAGAAGCCUCCGGAGCUACUUUGGUUUACGCACAAGCUCUUCUGGCGAUCAUAGGUGCUUUAGCUUUGGAACAAGGAGGCGCAGUUGCAAAUCGAAUAGCCAAAGAGAGGGUAUUGGUUCCCUUAGGCCUGAAACGGGACUGGAAACCAAAAGCAGAGAUUGCAGAACCCUUGCAAUCGUGA
Messenger RNA from Rhinocladiella mackenziei CBS 650.93, 837 nucleotides. RefSeq lists its product as uncharacterized. Gene Ontology annotation, biological process: mitochondrial translation; RNA processing. The record is from RefSeq and is a predicted model, not a curated record. The coding region runs from base 1 to 837 and encodes 278 amino acids. Gene Ontology annotation, molecular function: structural constituent of ribosome; ribonuclease III activity. The transcript is spliced from 3 exons. Gene Ontology annotation, cellular component: mitochondrial large ribosomal subunit. Lineage: Eukaryota; Fungi; Ascomycota; Eurotiomycetes; Chaetothyriales; Herpotrichiellaceae.